This is a messenger RNA of Porites evermanni, 1380 nucleotides long. The record is from the annotation of a GenBank genome assembly. NCBI's taxonomy places the organism in Eukaryota, Metazoa, Cnidaria, Anthozoa, Scleractinia, Poritidae.
AUGUCGCUCCAACUGUUUGACGUGCCCGAUGUGGAUUAUCGGUACGAAGCCUCUCGGGAAGUGGAGUUUCAAUCCGCCUUGACGGGCAUCCAGCCCAUCACGUUCUCCAUCCCUGGCUCCGACGAUUAUUACGAUACCAAUUCCCUCCGAUUCAAAGUCAAAGUCCGUCUGACCGAUCCAGCGGCUGGGUAUAAUGGGUUGAGCGCUGAUUUGACCGCAGCGUCUGAUGCCAACAAUUCCAAGAGCACGUACUGCGUCAACAAUUUUGGACACUCCAUCUUUCGAGACAUCACCCUGAGCAUGAAUGGCGUCCUCAUGACGGAACAGAGCAACACCUACCAUUACAGAGCCUACCUGGAAACCUUAGUAAAUUUCAGCCGAGAAGAAGGAGCCACCAAGUUAGCCCCCCAAGGAUGGGUCAAUGCAGUCAAUGUCGUGAAUAUCAUGGGAGCCACAGGAGCCAAUUCGGAUAUCCCCACCAAUGCGAAUUGGAGUGGGAAUGCAGAAUUGAGUGCCUUGACUCGCCGGUUGCUGAGCGAAAAUUGGCACACCUUCCUCAUUCAACCCCAUUUGCCACCCCUCAGAACAGGCAAAUUGUUGGUCCCCAAUAUCCAGAUGGACUUUGAACUCUUCCUCAACCCCAACACCGUCUACUUGAUGAGCACCCCGAACAAAGGCACCUUGACCACCAAGAAAUUUCCAGCCAUUCACCCAGAAGACAUCAAAGUCACGUUGCUGAUGAGAAAACUGACCUUGAAUGCCAGCGUCUAUGUCAGACUGCAGAAAGAAAGACAACUGGGCAAACAGAUUGCCCGCUACCCAGUGGUGCGGAGCGAAAUCCGCACGUUUUCCUUUGAUGGACGAACCACCCAAUGGGAACAAGACAAUGUGUUUGUGGGUCGAUUUCCUGACCGAGUGAUGGUCGAGUCAUUGCAUUCCAAUACCUUCAAUGGAGACCUACAACGAUACCCCUUUGCCUUUGAAAAGUUUGGCGUCACUCAAAUACGUCAGACCUUGAAUGGAGAAGAAUACCCUUACAGAACCCUGCAACUGACUGGAGAUCAAGCCUAUGAAGAUCUACUGGGGUACGAUCGAUUUCUACGAGCCAUGGGUGCCUACAAUGAAGACAAGAUUCCUAUGCUGCUGCCUGGUGAUUGGGGACAAGGCAAGAACUGCACGUUGUUCCUAUUCAACAAUGUGCCCAGUGGAAAAGCUGAUGAUCAUCAGUAUCGCAACCCCCGUCAAUCGGGCAAUGUGCGACUGAUCAUUGAUUUUGCUGCGGCUGUCAAUCACAACAUCACCGUGUUGGUAUGGAGUGAGUAUGAAAACAUGUAUGAGAUCAACCAUCUGGGAGGUAUAAAGUACAACAUCAACGGCUGA